Blastomyces dermatitidis ER-3 is the source of this 760-nucleotide messenger RNA. Its product is annotated as serine-threonine rich protein. Lineage: Eukaryota; Fungi; Ascomycota; Eurotiomycetes; Onygenales; Ajellomycetaceae. The record is from RefSeq and is a predicted model, not a curated record. The transcript has a single exon. The coding region runs from base 267 to 527 and encodes 86 amino acids.
UUCAUGAUGGAAUUGAAUUUGAACUGAACCAUCUCAACACCAACAUCGGUGAUCUGAUGAUCUUUGAAUUCUACCAGUCAAACCACACUUUGACACAGUCAAGCUUUCAAUCUCCAUGCACACCGUUGCAGCAAUUUGAUUCUGGCUUUACCCGAUUCAAUCCCUCAAAUCGCUCAGGCCUAUUAAUGUCAUUCACUGUCAACUCUCUGAAUUCCCAGUGAUUCUUUUGUCGACAGAUUCACCCAACCUCUCACUGCCAUGCAGGCAUGGUAUUUGCUCUCAACCCUGGUGAUCAGAUGGAGCAAUUCCUGGCAAAUGUGAAAGAGAAGCAUGAAACUACAACCUCAAACUCUGUUCUAGAAACUAGCUUUCCAGUCAUGACAGUCAUCAAUUUCCCAGCAUCAGCGGGCCUCAUAACUGAAUACUGUGAAACUGGCUUUUCAACUAUGACAGCCAGCAAUUUCUUAGCUUCAACAGGCUUCAUAACAACAGCAAUGGCAAUGCCAACAGGAUUCUAUGAGAGUUGAGCAAGCAGCAGCAUCAGCAGCACUUGACACUCAACCACAAGAAGAUCAGAAGUGUCUAUGCCUCGGGCUGUUUCAUUUACUGGCAAUGAAAGCCAGGCUGUUUUUCCACAUCUGAUGCUACUUGUUGUCUUUGUGUUUAGUAUGAUUUUAGUGCUUUGAACAGCUUUUAUUGUACCCAGGUAUAGCAAUCAAUACUUUGAAAUAUAAAAUCUGCCACUAUGCUUAUCUCUCAG